UGGAGGAACAAUCUUGACAGGUAGCUGUGAAUCGGCGCGACGCCGGGAACAGGGCGGAACUUGUUACUGUUGUCUGCAGUGAUAUCAUAACACUGCAAUAUGAAGACGCGCUCAUAUGACCGCCACCCGUCUCCAUCCCUGGGCUAGACACAGGUGCCAUAACUGGGGCAGGAGGUAGGCAUGGGGAAUAAAAGGAGGAGGAAGGAUGCCAGCUGAGCCACUCGUCCCUCUGCAUCUGCCACUGCUGCCAGCAACAGACUAAAGAAAAACAGAAAAUGGCUCAGUCUGUGAGGAGGGCUGGGACUUUAGGAGCCAUGGACCGUGAGCCCCAGAGAGACAAGGCGAGGACUAGCUACUUCGGCAAUGUCAAGACCAGGUUGGGAUCCAAGCUGCCUGCUGGUGUCUCUCAGCCUCCACAGUUUGCAAAACGGCCCUGGGAGACACAACCAUCAGGCCGAGUGUUGCAGGAGGCUACAACCAGCAGCCAGCUCCAGCACCAGACAAUUGUGUGUCGACCCCUCAACCACAUCCCGCACAUCAGAAACCCUAAGCUGCGGCAGUACUACCUCGCAGGGACUUCAUGGGAUCUGAACAAUACUGUAGUGACAAACGAGCAAGUGGGUGGAUCGUCAGGUGACGGCCCAAGCAGCAGGGGUCUCCCUCGGGAUGGUGUGUUCAGCGUCUCAUCUAAGUUUAACAGUAAUGCAUCCUCAACGGAGGAGAGCGACAUGGGUCACCAGUCCACCCUUACAGGAACUAAACCGUCCUCGUCGUCUGCUACCCUCAUCGCCAGAGAGCAGCUGGUCGUCCCAAAAGGAAAAAACACUUCUCCUGGAGAAGGAUCGUCGCAUCCAGAACUGGAUUCCGAUACUAAGGAGAGACCAGAAGCGGAAGUAGAUCAAGACCCUUUGAAUCCACUCGCUGCUCAGCCUCAGUCCCCGUCACCAGAAGCAGAAUACGACAAACUACUGGAUGUGGAGGCAGUACCGAUGCCUGAUGGGCAGCUCUGCUUAUUGGCUCUGCCACCAGAGUGCUGUGAGGGGGAGGGACCAGAGCCCAUGCCAUAUCUCAAACUGAUCUGCCGCUACAUCACUGAUCGUAAGGGUUGUGUUUCAGGCAUCCUGCUGGUGACUUCUAAUAAAAUCUUCUUUGAUCCGUGUAAGACACAUCCUCUGGUGAAGGAGCAUGGCUGCGAGGAGUACCUUCUGUCAUACUCUGUUGACAAUCUGGCAUCUGUCUCCUUCUUCUCUGAUAUCUCACAUGUUCACUUCAACACCUCUCAGCAGAGGAGAAAAGGGAAAAAACUUUUCCAGAAGCUGAAAAUGGCCAAAAAACAAGGUCAGUUGAAUCACAAGGGGGAGUCGUGCCCACCUCUGGUGUCUGCUGCUCCAGCUGAUUUAUCCAGACUGGCUCUGAGCCCGACCAAGGAGGUUUCUGAAGAUGAGGAGGCAGAGAGCAAGGACAUGGCUGAAGUUGAACAGGAGCUGGAUAGCAGCCCUCUGGAGGUGCUGACUGAAGCAUCGGUCGGCAGCCUGGCUGUCCUGAGCAGUGCUGCCACCUUCUGCUGUGGAAGUCAAGAGGUGGCGAGCAAAGUGAACAUGGACCAACUGCAAUCUGAAGAAAUGGAGAAGACCUCUGUAAAAAAUCAAACUGCAGCACCUAAGAGGUCAUCAGCGAGCAGUCCUGGGGGUCUGAUGUUUGUGAGGCUGCGGGUUCAGCCAUCGGCAGGAAAGAAAAAGGGUGUCGGAGGUCUUCACCUCGGACCAGCCAAAGCAUUACCUAAAAGGGAUACCUGGCUUGCACUGUCACAGGAAAGCUCCGACGAGCUGUACGCCUACUUAAAACACUGCCGACCAGACUUGUGUAUGCUUGAGGGAGGAAAGGAGGACGGGGAGGGAGACCGUGAUGAUGAGGAAUUCGUACUCAUUGAAGACGAGGAGGAGGAGGAAGAGGAGGAUGAGGACAAGCUGCUUCAGAGACACUCAGGGGACGAUUGGGAAAUGGUGUUGAUGGAGGAGAGUAGAGACAAGCCGCUCUUGGUCGUUGAUAGAGACCCCGAAGGACUCAGUAAUAUUGUUGAGAACAGCCAGAUUUUGGAGGCUUCACACGUCAGAGAGCUGUGUAAGGAGCUUCCUCCCAGGACUGUUGGCUACACAUGGCAGCUGGCUUACAGCACGUCGCGUCACGGCGCCAGCCUCAAGUCUCUUUACAGAAAACUCAGCGGCACGGACUCGCCUGUUAUUAUUGUCAUCAAGGAUGCGCUCGAUGAGAUAUUUGGGGCCUUCCUCUCUCACCCUUUGAGGUCUAGUGAGAUGUUUUACGGUACAGGAGAAACGUUUCUCUUCAUGUUGCAUCCUCGCUUCAAGUGUUUCAAGUGGACUGGAGAGAAUUCCUUUUUUAUUAAGGGAGACUUGGAUUGCUUUGCUAUUGGUGGAGGCAGUGGUCACUUCGGUCUGUGGGUGGAUGAGAACCUAUACCUGGGCCGUAGCAGUCCCUGCUACACUUUUAAUAACUGCUGCCUUUCAGAAACCGAUGACUUCCGAGUCAUGGAGCUAGAAGUGUGGAAAUUCAGCUGAGGAGAUUGGACGACGUUUCAGCUUGUUUCACGUCGUCGCUGCUGAUCGGCUUUAAUUGAGACAGAAUUAUCACUGAGCGGAAACAUGCAGCAGCUCCUUCAUUUCAUGGUAACAUCCAUAAACGAAAACAAUCAACCUUAAACUUCUGGAUUAAUCCAUGUGAUUAAGUGCUGUGGAUUUUAACAAAGUGAACUGAAAUAAAGCUGAUCCGUAACAGCCUACUGUCAGAGUGGGCUCUGAGGGUGGACUGCUUAGUGGCCGACUCAUUCCUGUGGGUUUGGCAAACAAACUAAGUUGUGCUACAGUGAACUGUAGAGCAGAACUGGAUUCUUUGAAUCCUAAUUUUUGGAUGGACGACGUUACAAAUGGAGUGAGUUAUAAAUCUCAGACUGCACUUUGCUGUUAAUAUGAAUCGGUAACAUCACAAUAUCCCAUUAUUUAUUGUGUAAACGUUUCCCUUCAUAGUUAAAGCAUGCCCCCACUUCAAUGCUUUCUGAACUGCAUGUGUACAGCCCAAACUCUCGCAAACACUUCCCUUCCUUAACCACUAAUCAUCACUUUAAUGGCUUUUCGUUCAUCGGUGACGCAGACGGCUAAAAUGAACGCCGAACACUUGGAGCUCCGCUUUUAGAAAGCCUUCUGAAUAGAAGAUCAUCUGUACUUCUGACUUUAACAGCCUCAUUUGUCACUAUUCACCACUGUGGUUUCUGAACGUACAAAAAUCAAUACUUCAGAUUCAUGUAAUUAUGUCAUUCGGCUGUAUCUUACUCUGAUAGACCAAUCUACUCUAACUACACUCUACAGUACUGUAGGUGCGUUAAUAAAAAUCAGCACAAUGUGAA
This is a messenger RNA of Maylandia zebra (zebra mbuna), 3418 nucleotides long. Its product is annotated as nuclear receptor coactivator 7. Gene Ontology annotation, biological process: response to oxidative stress; regulation of transcription by RNA polymerase II. NCBI's taxonomy places the organism in Eukaryota, Metazoa, Chordata, Actinopteri, Cichliformes, Cichlidae. Gene Ontology annotation, cellular component: nucleus. The record is from RefSeq and is a predicted model, not a curated record.